AAGCACAGGCCCUGCCGGGUUGGGAGACAGCCCUGUACUGAAGCCUGAAGGGCAGUGAGGAGUUCCCCGACUUGGGGUGGGCUGUAGGGAGUCAGAUCCCACAGUAGAGCUGCGAGCGCACAGGCAGGGAGGGGUUUGGUGUCUGCCUUGAAGUUGAGGGAGUUGCUGCGGAAGACCUUUCCUUGCUAGAGGCAGGCUGGGGGCGGGACAGGAUGGGGGUCAGUGCCAAGUAAGAGGGUCCAGCCGUGGCCCUGGGCUUCCACGCCUGCCUAGGCACCGUCCCCCAGGCUCAGGGUAAGUGAGAACAUCUCAAACUCCCCAUGCCAAAAGGGAGAGCUCAGGUGUCUCCUGCCACUGCUGCUGCCAACCCGGCACCCCCCUGACAUCUGACCUCAGGGACACAGCUCCUGACCCAGCAGCCCACGGAAGGAGAGGAAGAAUGGGGAAGAAGUUGAAGCUCCAGGAGCUGACUCAGCCCCAGACACCUGACCGGAGUGGCACUGCAUGUGGCUGUGUGCUGGGCUGGCCCUGCCUCUGCGCCAGCAAGUUCCUGAUCUCAGGGUUCCACCAGUUUGGGCAACACGAGCUUCAGAGGAACUGCUUGGGAGAGGGGUUACAGGCUUGGCAGGAAGUGGAGGCUGGGGGCCUGGGCCUCUCGUCCAAGCAACCUGAGGUGGCACAGAAAGGCAAGGGCGUGGGGGAAUGCCGACCACCUGGGGUGCGUCAGGGGCACUUCCGUCUGCCAGGCAUUCCACCAGACCAGCUCAUCUGGCUCCCCGGGGCUCAGGAUGGGCAGCAUCCACUGUGUGGUUGGCUGAGGGUGGAGGGUGGGGACUCAGAGCAGAGGCCCGGUCCAGCCAGCCCCGGGGAGUACCAGCUAGGACAGAGAUACAGACUCACACACACUGGACAGAACACACCACACCCCAGGCCCACAGGGCACCCGUGCACUCCGAGGGGCCCAGCCAGGGUGGCUGUAUUCCGUUCUUGCACUGCUGUAAAGAAAUACCUGAGACUGGGGUAAUUUCUAAGGAAGAGAGGUUUAAUUGGCCCGUGGUUUCACAGGUACAGGAAGCAUGGCUGGGGAGGCUUCAGGAAACUUACCAUAUUGGCAGAAGGGGAAGCGGCAGGUCUUACAGGGCCGGAGCCGGAGGAAGGGGUGGGGCGGUGCCACACGCUUUCAAAAAACCAGAUCCUGAGAACUCUAUCAUGGGGACAGCACCGAAGGGGGAAGUCGCCCCCAGGAUCCAGUCACCUCCCACCAGGCCCCACCUCCAGCACCGGGGAUUACAUUUCAAUGUGAGAUUUAGCCAAGGACCCAGGACCCAGAGGACCUGCACAAGCUCUGGAGAGGCCGCCGCUCCUCUGGCAUCUUCGCUGCCCGCUCCACCCCUCCGGACUGCCCCAAGCUCACCCAGUCAUGCCUGUUCCAGGGUGUCUGACUGAGCCAGCGUGCAGGGGGCGGGGCUAGCCUCUAGCCCCAGGCCCAGUGGGGAGCCGACUGCCGUUUGGGGGCUGAAUUACGCCUCCGCUCAUGGUGGGGCGCAGACUCCUGGACCCUUCGAGGACCUCCUCAGAGCUGUCCAGAACUGCCCUGAGCCCCCUGGUCAACAGGAGCUGGUAGUCAGGGUGAGGGCCCUUCUCCCCCUUUCUUUGUGGAUCUGCCAGCUCUUGGGGAUCCUGUUCCCAGGGCCCUGGUGGGUAGAGCCACACCACAGGCACUCAGGCUCCAGGUGGCCACUCCCCUCCAGCAGCCCAGGCAGGGGGGCCCCUCAAAGGCCCAUUGUAGGCACCUCCGUGUGGCUCCCCAGCCCCCACAAGCUCACGCUCACACACGCACCACCACGCCCAUCCGUGGUCCCGCCUGUGGUCCCGCCCGUGGUCCCGCCUGGGCCAGCUUCUAGGUCAGUCCUGGGCAUAACUUCCCAGGAGAAGCAGUGGCAGGUGCUGCAGGCAAGGGCCGCCAUGGCUGGGGGUGUGUGGGGCCGGGCCCGGGAGGCUCCCGUGGGGGUUCUAACCCUGACAGCACUGACUGAAGGAAUCCGAGCCAGGCAGGGGCAGCCCCAGGGACCCCCUUCCACAGGCCCUCAGCCCAGGUCCUGGGAGCUCAAACCUGAAGCUGAGCCACAGACCCAGGCACUCACUGCCCCCUCUGAGGCUGAGCCUGGACGUGGGGCCACCAUCCCUGAAGCUGGCAGCGAGCCCUGCUCUCCCAACAGUGCCCUGGAACUAGCCCCUGAGGGGCCCCACCAGGUUCCCCAGAAUUCCUGGGAGGAGGGAGUUCUUGCCGACCUCGCAUUGUACAUGGCUGCCUGCCUGGAGGAGGCUGGCUUUGCAGGGACGCAGGCGACAGCGCUCACCCUGUCCUCAGCCCUGGAGGCCCGAGGGGAGCGGUUGGAGGACCAGGUGCAUGCUCUGGUGCGUGGACUGCUGGCGCAGGUGCCCAGCCUGGCGGAGGGGAGGCCCCGGAGGGCGGCCCUGCGAGUGCUGAGCGCGCUGGCCCUGGAGCAUGCGCGGGACGUGGUGUGUGCGCUGCUACCCCGCUCUCUGCCCCCCAAUCGGGCAGCAGCCGAGCUCUGGCGCAGCCUAAGCCGUAACCAGCGUGUAAAUGGGCAGGUGCUGGUGCAACUGCUGUGGGCGCUGAAGGGUGCUUUGGGGCCUGAACCCCAGGCGCUGGCGGCCACGCGGGCUCUGGGGGAGAUGCUGGCUGUUUCAGGCUGCGUGGGAGCCACGAGGGGCUUCUACCCACAUCUGCUGCUUGCGCUGGUCACACAGCUGCACAAGCUGGCCCGCAGCCCGCACUCCCCGGACAUGCCCAAGAUUUGGGUUCUGUCCCACCGAGGGCCACCACACAGCCAUGCCAGCUGUGCCGUGGAGGCGUUAAAGGCCCUGCUCACCGGGGAUGGAGGCCGCAUGGUGGUCACAUGCAUGGAGCAGGCAGGAGGCUGGAGGAGGCUGGUGGGAGCCCACACCCACCUGGAGGGUGUCCUGCUGCUGGCCAGUGCUAUGGUGGCACAUGCCGACCACCACCUGCGAGGCCUCUUCGCAGACUUGCUUCCGCGGCUGCGCAGCGCGGACGACCUGCAGCGCCUCACGGCUAUGGCCUUCUUCACCGGGCUGCUGCAGAGCAGGCCCACCGCACGGCUCCUGCGGGAGGAGGUCAUCCUGGAGCGACUACUCACCUGGCAGGGAGACCCUGAGCCCACCGUGCGCUGGUUGGGCCUGCUGGGCCUGGGCCACCUCGCGCUGAAUCGCAGGAAGGUGCGGCACGUGAGCACACUGCUGCCGGCGCUCCUGGGCGCACUGGGCGAAGGCGACUCCCGGCUCGUGGGUGCAGCGCUGGGCGCCCUGAGGAGGCUCCUGCUGCGGCCGCGGGCGCCUGUGCGGCUCCUGAGCGUGGAGCUAGGGCCGUGCCUCCCUCCGCUGCUGGACGACACACGGGACUCAAUCCGCGCCUCGGCGGUCGGGCUCCUUGGGUCUCUGGUGCGCCGGGGCCGGGGCGGGCUCCGGCUGGGGCUCCGUGGCCCCCUGCGGAAGCUGGUGCUGCAGUGUCUCGUGCCACUCCUGUUGCGCCUGCAUGACCCCAGCAGGGACGCUGCUGAGAGCUCAGAGUGGACCCUGGCCCGCUGCAACCAGGCCUUUUGCUGGGGCCUGCUGGAGGAGAUGGUCACCGUGGCCCACUAUGACAGCCCCGAGGCCCUGAGCCACCUCUGCCGCCGCCUGGUUCAGCGAUACCCAGGCCACGUGCCCAACUUCCUGAGUCAGACCCAGGGCUACCUGCGGAGUCCACAGGACCCCCUGCGCCGGGCAGCCGCCGUACUUAUAGGCUUCCUUGUCCACCACGCCAGCCCCGGCUACGUCAACCAGGACCUGCUGAGCUCCCUGUUCCAGGACCUAGGGCAGCUACAGAGCGACCCCGAGCCGGCUGUGGCCGCGGCAGCGCACGUGUCCGCCCAGCAGGUGGCAAUGCUGGCCCGCACCCGGGACCGCCCCCGCAGGCCCCGCCUCCUCCGCCUCGCCCCGCGCCCCGCCCGGCCCCCACCCGUCUUCGGCGACAGCCCCUUCCAGCGCCCAAGCCUGGCGGGCCGCUGGGGCUGCUCCGGACCCCACCGAGUUUGAGGCUGGGGGCUGGGACCCACGGGCCAGGGUCCGACUCGAGGACCCCACGGGCACAGCAGCCCGUCCCCACCCCGACGGAGGGGCUCCCUGGGCCUGGUGCUGGAUGCCAGUGCCCGCACCCACCCCCCACCACCGCGCCCCCUUUUCAGGCACCCACCACCCUGAUGGCGACGCAGAGGGACACCCGGCACCCAUCUGUCCCUGUCAGGGCUCUUGUUCUCACAGCCCCCUGGAGCGUGCCCCGUGCCCCACCUUGGGCCUGGCUCCUGGCCCAGAUGGCAUCUGGCCUCUUGAGUCUGGUGGAGGACCCCAAAGCUGGUGGUCCCAUAGGCUGCCCUCCUGGGUCUCCACCUCAUGCCUGGACAGGACGCUGUGGCCUGUCCGGGCCUUGGCCGGCCCUGCAGCUGCACCCCCGAUCCUCAUCCUGCAACCCAUUCCUUGUUAGCAUCCUGAGACUCCUGGCGGGCAUCCUCUCUGCUCAAGAGUGUUGACCUGUCUCCCGGCCGCACCUGCUGUGCCCCCUCAGCCAAGCCAUCAUCAUCCCCCCUUCAUCACGUCAGGCCUCAUAGGAACCAGGCCUUCUCCAGAAGCUGCCCUGACCUCCCCCAAGCUGGACCACGUAGGCCCUGGAUCACACCUGGGGGUUCAGAUGUGGGGGUCCUGUGUGCACACCCAAUCAGACUGAGCACUCAUGAUACUACCCCAGCACCUCUCCCAGGGUUAAAUGAGGAAUGCGCCACUGGACACAUGAGGAAGAGGCUGUUCUGGGAGCCGCCAGUGCUGUGCCCUCACCUCUCUGACUUUGUACAGCAGGUUCCUGCACCUAGGAUGCCUGCCUGGAAAUGUCCUCACAUUCAAGGCCUCCUUUGCAGCCUCCUCCUCAGUGAAGCCUCCACACGUGCACAGGGCGUGUGCACAGCCUUGUGAAGGGCUGGGACCAUUUCCCCAGACUGGGGCCUCAGGAGCAGGCAUGGGGUCCUCCUGACCUGUCUCCCCAGCUCCUGUACAGAAAACAUCUAAAAUAAACACACAUGGAUGGAAA
Molecule: messenger RNA, 5161 nt
Organism: Chlorocebus sabaeus (green monkey)
Lineage: Eukaryota; Metazoa; Chordata; Mammalia; Primates; Cercopithecidae
Gene: MROH6
Product: maestro heat like repeat family member 6
Cellular component (GO): cytoplasm
Source: RefSeq, a predicted model, not a curated record